AUGGAGCCUGGGGACAGAAGAACGCGGUAUUGUCAAGUUGCGCACAGCGGGGGCGUGCCUUCUGUUUGUCGAGGUGCCUGGAACCGGAACGCGUGGGCGCGCCUCAAACAGGUCUGCGCUGGAGGAAACCCGAGCCUGCUGAAUCCACUCCAAACAAAAAAGAAAAGUACAGCGUUUCAGCGUUUCCAAAAACUGCGUCUCCAAAUCACCCGAGAGCUCGCCGGUACUGCCUUUGGAGACGCGCACAACUCGCGCUCCCGGUGUGCAGGGUCCGCCUAUUUUAUUUUAUUUUAUUUUAAAAGAACAAAACUUUCUUUUCACGCUUCUUUCAGCCAGCCCUGCGUUUCACCGGGUCCUGCCUCAAACCGCCCAUCCCUAAAACAGAAGUUCCAGAAGACAGAGGUGAGGAAUCAGGUGGGGGCCCCCCCACCCUUUGCUGUUGCCAUGACGAUGGUCGCACCCACCACCACCAUGGGUCCUGAGGAGACGACAGCCCUCCCCGUGGAGAGGAAUGACUCCAUCAUCACCGCCGUGGUGAUCGUGUUGGUUCUGCUGACUCUGCUCGCAAUGGGCUUCCUCCUCUACCACUACCUGUGCAAGAACAAGGGCGCCUACAAGACCGCGGGCGAGCCGGACCCGGGAGACGAUAUGGACCUGCAGAGCCAGCUAGAACUGGACCAGGACCAGAAGAAAGAGUACUACAUCUAACCAGCCCGACCUGCGGAGAGAGAGAGAGAGAGAGAGAAAGAGGGGGGGGCGCGCACCUUUCACCGCUGUCCCAAAAAUCGCUUUACAAAAACCCAAGAAAAGCAAUUCAGUAAAAAACACUGAACACAGCUGGUAGCAAGAUGAGAAGGAGAUCCUGUUUUAAUACGGGUGGAUGAAGCACAGCGCCCCUCAAGCCUCCUCUGACCAAUCAGACAAGGAGCUUCGUACAGCAGGGGCACGGCUCCACCCCACUGGGACACACCCGGCCUCAGAUGCUGCUGCCGCCUCUAUUUUAGACAGUCCAGAGGACAGCGGGGGCACGUUCACUGUGUCCAGUCGACCCUGUCUCUUCUGUCAGUCAGUAUGUCCAGUUGUCUCUUCUAUCACUCGAUAUGUCCCAUUGACCCAGAGUCUUCUCCUGAGUACUUUGGCUGGGCUGGAGAACUAUAUUAACUGCAGAAGCAUCGUUCCCUAUUCAGAGGUUAUUGUGAGCAGGGUAGGCUGCAGCCGUUCACAUUACACUAAGCUAUUCGGGUGUUUCUAGGGAUUUUGCUAUUACUGUGUACAUAUUAUUAUUAUUAUUAUUAUUAUUAUUAUUAUUAAUUAGUGGUUUUGCUAGUGUACUGUAUUGCAGUGUAGCUGUUGCCUGCAGACUCAUUGGAGAUGCCUCCUGUUCGAAAACUAUGAGGUAAUGCAAGCUUAUACAAAUGCCUGCUAUUGCGUGUGUCAUCCAGCAGAGGGAGACGGUUGCAGUACAGUGCCUUCAAUGUCCUUCAUAACUUAGGCUUCUCUCUCUCUCUCCACUAGAAAAUGGCUGUAACGUAUGAAACAUACAGUAAACUGGACCUUACCAGCAACUGUGUUUCCAGCAUACCUUUGUCAAGGUAAAGCGUGUUUGAAAACAGAGGUCGUUCCAGGCUCUUGCUGCCAUGGAAACCGCACUCGCGUAUUGCUAUUGAAGGCUAUGCAUGUGUUUGUGAUGUAUGAUGUGCUAUUCGUGUCUAUUUAAACCUGCACGCAUCCUGGGGCAUUGUCCUGUAUUAUAAACUAUCUAAUUCUAUUCCAAAAACACACCUUUUGAGGUUAUUCAUGUUACGUUUAUUUUUUGUAGUGCUGAAUUUCGUUUAUACACACACACACACAAUUACAAUAAAUCUGCAUUUGUUCUCA
Polyodon spathula (Mississippi paddlefish) is the source of this 1878-nucleotide messenger RNA. RefSeq lists its product as uncharacterized. Lineage: Eukaryota; Metazoa; Chordata; Actinopteri; Acipenseriformes; Polyodontidae. The record is from RefSeq and is a predicted model, not a curated record. The transcript is spliced from 5 exons. Bases 1 to 708 code for a protein of 235 amino acids.